Messenger RNA from Cyprinodon variegatus (sheepshead minnow), 1475 nucleotides. RefSeq names its product gap junction Cx32.2 protein-like. The record is from RefSeq and is a predicted model, not a curated record. Gene Ontology annotation, cellular component: connexin complex. The transcript is spliced from 3 exons. Gene Ontology annotation, biological process: cell communication. Bases 145 to 927 code for a protein of 260 amino acids. NCBI's taxonomy places the organism in Eukaryota, Metazoa, Chordata, Actinopteri, Cyprinodontiformes, Cyprinodontidae.
CUCAACGUGUUGAGCAACAGAGUCUGAUCUAAAGUUCAAGGCAUUGCCCACGAGUUUGCUUUGGAGCACUGGAAUCUGUCAUUCCUCUUUAACACCGGUGAUCGAGCAGUUUGUAUCAAAGAAGGCUUUUUAAUCAAAGGAGCCAUGGGAGAGUGGGGUUUUCUGUCCUCUCUGCUGAAUAAGGUGCAGGAACACUCCACUGUGGUGGGGAAGGUCUGGCUCAGUGUGCUUUUCGUCUUCAGGAUCAUGGUGCUUGGAGCAGGAGCUGAGAAGGUUUGGGGGGAUGAACAGUCCAAAAUGGUCUGUAACACCAAGCAGCCCGGUUGUAAGAACGUCUGUUACGACCACGCUUUUCCCAUCUCCCACAUACGCUUCUGGGUCCUCCAGAUCAUCUUUGUUUCCACGCCAUCACUGAUCUACCUUGGUCAUGUGUUUCACGUCCUCCACAAAGAGAAGAAAUUAAGAGAGUAUUUAGAAACCCACCCAAACGAGGGGAAUUUGAAAGGACCCAAAUACUCUGAUGAAAAGGGCAAAGUGCAGAUAAAGGGCGACCUGCUGGGAAACUACAUGACCUCUAUCUUCUUCAGAAUCGUGAUGGAGAUCGGCUUCAUUGUGGGGCAGUAUUACCUGUACGGGUUCAUCAUGGAUCCUCAGAUCGUCUGCUCCCGGGCCCCAUGUCCCUUCACCGUAGAGUGCUUCAUGUCCCGGCCCACAGAGAAAUCCAUCUUCAUCAUCUUCAUGCUGGUCGUGUCCUGCGUCUCCGUGGUUCUAAAUGUGGUGGAGAUCUUCUACCUUGCAUGUUCCAGAUCUUCCAGGCGGAGGGCGAAAACGGUGCCGACGACAGCCAUCGCCAUCCAUCCCCGUUUCACCACCGACAGCAUGAUGAAAAAUGAGAAGCUCAGCCGCCAUGACUCCAGCACGGCCUGAAUCACGAUAUUAAGCAGAUCUGAGGGAACAUCUGCAGCCAUACUGUCAGCAGGGGCCGAUAACGCAGUGACUACAAAGGUUGAAUUUGUCAGACAAAAUGUACGAUUAGUUACAGAGAACUGAGUUGUUAUAUGGUGUUCAAUUCCUAAACAUAUUUAUAUGAUUAUAUGAUGUACAUUUUCCAGUUAAACUUGUUUAAUAUAGAACAAAAAUAACAAAUAUCCAUUAGCCUUGAUGUCACAUAAAUAAAUUAUGGAGAGCAAAUGCCUUUUUAAAUGGUUUUACUUGUUUUGCGUUUUGUACAUAUAUGUAGCUGGAUCACAGCUCCUCUGCUGGAACCUGCAGCACCGGACUCUGAUCCAGUCUGUUCAAACUCUGGAGUUCUGAGGUUCUAAAGGACAGCCUGGUGUAAUCUGUGGUUUACCUGUUAACACGUUAACACUUUUUGUUGUCUGAAUAAACUUGCGAGCCCCUUUUUUAUAUCUGAUUAUAAAUUUACAGUAAAUCUAUUUGAUUUCUGUUUUUAUCAGCUGUUUUUUUUUCUUUAA